This is a messenger RNA of Drosophila kikkawai, 850 nucleotides long. It is a transcript of the gene CkIIbeta2, whose product is annotated as Casein kinase II beta2 subunit. The record is from RefSeq and is a predicted model, not a curated record. Gene Ontology annotation, cellular component: protein kinase CK2 complex; cytoplasm. NCBI's taxonomy places the organism in Eukaryota, Metazoa, Arthropoda, Insecta, Diptera, Drosophilidae. Gene Ontology annotation, molecular function: protein kinase regulator activity.
AACUAAUACUAGGAAACCCAUGAGUUAAAACUCAGACUUAAACGGAAGUCUUUCAAAAUUCUGUAAAGUGUCUUCUAUCUAGGAUAUAGUCACUGGAAUCAAGAGCUUUGCAUACGAAAGCCAUGUCCGAUUCGGAUGAGACCGCCUGGAUCCACUGGUUCUGCCGACAGCGCGGCAACGAGUUCUUCUGCGAGGUGGACGAGGAGUAUAUUCAGGACAAGUUCAAUCUAAACUUCCUCGACUCGAAUGUGACCAACUAUCGCUGUGCUUUGGAGGUGAUCCUUGAUCUAAGCUCGGGUUCGGCCUCGGACAUACCGCCGGAGUCGGAGCUGGAGGCCAGCGCUGAGAAGCUGUACGGUCUGAUCCAUGCCCGUUUCAUUCUCACCAAUCGAGGCAUCGAACUGAUGCUGGAAAAGUUCUACAAGUCUGGCUUUGGCACUUGUCCGCGAGCCUUCUGCCAGCGCCAGGCGGUGCUGCCCAUCGGCCUGACCGACAAUCCUGGCGAGGAAAUGGUGCGCCUCUAUUGCCCCAAGUGCAACGAUGUCUAUUACCCGAAAGCGGCGCGCCACUCUAAUUUGGAUGGGGCCUUCUUUGGCACUGGCUUCCCGCACAUGCUGUUUAUGGUGCAUCCCGAAGCGAGACCCAAGAGGACCAAUAAGAAAUUUACUCCCAGAUUGUAUGGCUUCAAGAUCCACCAAAAUGCCUACAAAUCGGUGGAUAGUCCCAAGGAUCAGAAUGACAGUCCUUAGAAAUCAAAGGUUUAUCCAAAAUUUCCCAUGUGAAAUCUAUGUUUUUUACCCCUUUAUAGCUUCUAGCUGGUUUGCAACUCAUUAAACUCUCAUAAUCAUAA